UGGAAGGAACGCAGUACUAACCUAAAAUAUGGUGUUAUGAAGUACAUAUAAUUCAAUGAGAUGGUCCAAGUAACGUAAUGUAAUUAAUAGUUAAACCCGUGAAAAUAGAUGUGGUACGAUCUAUCGGAUUUCAAGGGGGUUGAUGUGGGGAGCGCAGCAUUUGGUAGACAAUCCUACGAAGGCAACAUGUUUCAAACCAAGUACGUCGCCGUCGCUGUAGAUCCUUGCACGUCGUACUCAUCACGGCUCUUCCCUGAACAGGACUGAAUACGAUCGUGGUGUCAACACCUUCUCCCCUGAAGGUCGCCUGUUCCAAGUCGAAUAUGCCAUCGAAGCCAUCAAGGUAGUCACGAUUCCUCCUCCUUCCCUGUCGUGAGCAGCAUGAUGAUCCUGGCCACGUAGAUGGGGACCACUGCUGUGGGUAUCCGGACAAAAGAAGGUGUCGUAUUGGCUGUGGAGAAGCGCAUCACAUCGACGCUCCUGGAGCCAAGCAGCAUCGAAAAGAUCAUGGAGGUCGAUUCCCACAUCGGGGCGGCCAUGAGUGGACUCACUGCGGACGCGCGCACGUUGAUCGAUCAUGCGCGCGUGGAGGCGACGAACCAUUGGUUUUCGUACAACGAGCCUAUCCGUGUGAACGCGUUGACCCAAGCCGUGUGCGAUUUGGCGCUGUCGUUCGGUGAAGGCAACGACGAAAACUCGCACAAGCAGAAGAUGAGUCGCCCAUUCGGCGUGGCGCUUCUCUUGGCUGGCGUUGACGACACUGGCCCGCACUUGUUCUAUUCGGACCCGUCCGGCACGUACCUCCGCGUCCACGCCAAGGCGAUUGGGUCGGGUCAACAAGGUGCGCAGAACAACCUGAAGGAGAGCUACAGCGAAGACAUGUCGCUUUUGGACGCACAAAAGCUUGCCAUCGGCACGCUCAAGCAGCACAUGGAAGAAAAGCUGACCAGCAUCAACGUGGAACUGGCAAUUGUGACGGCGGCCCAUGGAUUCCACGUGGCCACGACGGAAGAAUUGGACCAAGUGAUUGCCCGAUUGUGAGUUAACAACGUCGUCGUGUUGAUGCCGUGGAUAAUUCCCGAAUGGACGAAAAAGUCGAAAUUUUAUUUGCGCC
Molecule: messenger RNA, 1114 nt
Organism: Aphanomyces astaci
Lineage: Eukaryota; Oomycota; Saprolegniomycetes; Saprolegniales; Verrucalvaceae
Exons: 2
Coding region: 403-1041 (212 amino acids)
Biological process (GO): proteasome-mediated ubiquitin-dependent protein catabolic process
Cellular component (GO): nucleus; proteasome core complex; proteasome core complex, alpha-subunit complex
Source: RefSeq, a predicted model, not a curated record